ACUUAACCUCCAUUAUAGGCUCCAUACUAAACGCCCGGAUCUUGCUCGGGAGGCAUCCAUCUUCCAGCCAUGCAUAUCGACGCACACUACCCCAAGUGCUUUGUCUACUACCUCAUACUCGGCUCAUGGCUCCUCUCCUGUCUUCUCCACUUCGAGUACUUCCACCUCUCGCGCUCCUCCUUUGCAGCACCCCGCUCCGCUGCUCUGAUCGUACUGCCCAUCGCGCCGGAUGCAAGCUUCCUUCCCACCCCGACCGUCGAGGCUUACAACAGGCAGCGAUCAACAUCGUCGUCGGUGGUAGCGUCACCUUCGCAGUCGUCAUCACAACCAUGGUGCGAGGGACGGUAUGUCUUCAUGCUGGACGUGCCAUCACGCUUCGAUAUGCUCAGGGACUGUGUUGCCGGCUCGCCAUUGUUCGACGACAUGUGGAGCUGGUGUGCAAUCACGGUCAAUGCUGGGCUUGGCCCCAAGAUUGGCCCCGUCGCCGGCAAUGGCAGCGACGGCGACACAGAUAUCAUCCCUAGCACCGGCUGGUACAGCACAGACCAGUACUCGCUGGAGGUGAUCUUCCACAACUGGAUGCGGCGGUACGAGUGCCUCACCGACGACCAGACAGCGGCGACGGCGGUGUACGUACCGUACUACCCGGCGCUGGAGCUGCACCAGCACCUGUGCGGGUUCAACACCACAGUACGCGACGGCCCGUCGGAGGCGUUCCUACGGUGGCUAUCUUCGCAGCCCACGUGGGCGGCGCUCGGCGGGCGCGACCACUUCAUGGUGGCCGCCAAGACAACGUGGAUGUUCCGGCGGGAGCCAGGCGGCCGAGACGAAGGGUGCGGCAACAACUUCCUCGGCCAGCCGGAGGCCCGGAACAUUACGGUGCUCACCUACGAGUCCAACAUCUGGGCGCCGCGGGACAUCGCCGUGCCGUACCCGAGCUACUUCCACCCGUCGUCGGCCGGCGAGGUGGUCGCGUGGCAGGCGCGCGCGCGGGCCGCGCCGCGGCCGUUCCUGUACGCGUUCGCAGGCGCGCGGCGUAUCAAGGGGCAGCUGGCCAUCCGCGACCGCGUCUUCGACGUGUGCGAGGCCGCGGCGCGGCGCGGCCGGUGCGGGAUGGUGGACUGCAGCCAUGGCCUUGAGGGCAGCAUCACAUGCCGGUCGCCGCGGAAGCUCGUCUCCCUCUUCACCUCGGCCCGCUUCUGCCUGCAGCCGCGCGGGGACUCCUUCGCGCGCCGCUCGUCCAUUGACAGCGUCAUGGCCGGUUGCAUCCCUGUGUUCUUCCACCGGCCGUCCACGCUCAAGGCGCAGUACCGCUGGCACGAGCCAGAGCCGGGUAGAACCAACAGCGACGACCGCCGGUACUACGUGCUCAUCGACUCCAACGACGUGCUGGAAGGGAGAGUGGACAUUGAGGAGGAGCUGAGCAGGUACACGGAUGACGAGGUCACCGCCAUGAGGGAGGAGGUGAUCAAGAUGAUCCCGAGAUUCCUGUACAAGGACCCCAGGGUGAGGUUCGAGGGGGACAUGAGGGACGCGUUCGACAUCAUCAUUGACGAGAUGAUAGCCAGGAUGAGGAGGAUAAAAAAUGGAGAGCAAUUGAUAUGGAAGGGCGAUGGCGAGGAUAGGGAUGAGGAUUUGAUUGCCAGCGAUUCAUGACACUAGUUGAAACAUGUUUAAUUUCUUUUGUGUACCUGUGAUGGUACUAGACUGUUAGUUUUGUUGUUCGUAUUUUGCUGUUGUGUGUUGCUAGUUAAUCAGAGCGUACAGUUGCAA
Zea mays is the source of this 1773-nucleotide messenger RNA. Its product is annotated as probable xyloglucan galactosyltransferase GT11. The transcript is spliced from 2 exons. Gene Ontology annotation, molecular function: glycosyltransferase activity. The coding region runs from base 70 to 1656 and encodes 528 amino acids. The record is from RefSeq and is a predicted model, not a curated record. NCBI's taxonomy places the organism in Eukaryota, Viridiplantae, Streptophyta, Magnoliopsida, Poales, Poaceae.